CUUCAACAUCAUCUGGUGAGGACGGAGGUGACUUCCCUAGGGGGAGGGUCUGAUAUAUCAUUUUACCUGCUCCCUCCCCUACACUGGCCGGAUAGAGCCGAAAUGUGAGGGACUCACUGAGAAACAGACUGGGAAUUGUCCCCUGCUGCUCCCUGUAACUCCCUUCUACUGUGUCCCUGACAUUCCCAUCCCCUGUACUCACAUCUCCAGCCUCAUCUACUGGGUUCUCCAGAGAUGGAAACAAGGAGGUUAGAGGGGAAAUGGGAGAAUGAAGAGCCGGACACUGAGGAUCCUCUGGACACAAUAAAGAGGGAAAUGGAUCCCGUUCCUGGGGCCGCUUCCCCAGAGACACAACCAGAAAUAUUACAGAUAAAGAUAAAGGAAGAAGAACUGGACCCUGAAGAUCUUCUGAACUCAACUGAAAUCUCUACAGGGUCACUCACUUAUGGGGAUCAAUCGUUGAAUGGUGAACUGACCUGGGACAUUUCCAAGACAUGGCUCGGACACUGGAAUUCAGAGGUUCCCGAGUACAGUGCUCCUGCUAGUUCUUUGGAUACGGAAUGCAGUAAAACUUUAUAUAUAGAGAACCCACUGCACAAAACACAGAGAAUUCACUCAGGGUUGAAACCUUUUGGCCAUAAAAACAUUGGUCAGAAAACCAGCUUUAAGAGAUCCAAGAGGAUUCACACCGGGGAGAAGCUCUUCAUCUGCAGAGAAUGUGGGAGAAGCUUCGCUUUCAGGAGCAGCCUCCAAAAUCACAUCAAAAUCCACUCCGGCGAGAGAGUUUUCAAAUGCAGGGAAUGUGGCAAAUGUUUCCCCAUAAAGAACGAACUUCGCAAACAUUAUAAGGUUCACACCGGGGAGAAACCCUUCACCUGUACGGAAUGUGGGAAGAGCUUCUCUCAGAAGAACAAUCUCCUGGCGCACAAGAGGAUUCACACGGGGGAGAAGCCAUUCGCAUGCGUGGAAUGCGGCAGAAGGUUUUCCAUAAAGAGCAACCUUAUAUCACACAUGAGGAUUCACACCGGGGAGAAACCCUUCACCUGCACAGAAUGUUGGAAGCGAUUUCCCCAGAAGUACCAGCUUCUGAUUCACAUGAAUAUUCACACCGGCGUGAAACGCUUCUCUUGUACAGAAUGUGAGAAGGUGUUUAAUUUAAGGAGCACUCUCCAAAGACACCAGGCCAUUCACACCAGGGAUAAACCUUUCUCAUGUACAAUGUGCGGUAAGGGCUUCUCCGGAAAUAGCAGUCUCCUUACGCACCAGAAAAUCCACACAGGGGAGAAACCAUUUAUCUGCGUCGACUGUGGGAAAAACUUUUGCCAAAAGAAUGACCUUUUGACGCACAAGAGGAUUCAUACGGGGGAGAAACCAUUCACUUGUGUGGAAUGUGGGAAAAGCUUCUCCAACAGGAGCAACUUUCAUAAACACCAAAAAAUUCACACCGGAGAGAGGCCGUUUGCCUGUAAAGAAUGUGGGAAACGGUUCUGUCAGAAGAGCAACCUCCUCAGCCACCAGAAGCUGCACACGGGCCUGAAACCUUUUGGGUGCAUGGAGUGCGGGAAAUGCUUCUCUACAAAGAACGAACUUCUUAAUCAUGAGAAAAUUCACACCGGGGAGAAACCAUUCACCUGCACAGACUGUGGCAAAAGCUUCUCCCGGAAAAACCUUCUUCAGUCGCACAGAAGGACUCACACAGGAGAGAAACCGUUCAUAUGCGCUGAAUGUGGCAAAAGCUUCUAUCAGAAGAGCAGUCUCCUGGCGCACGAGCGGAUUCAUAGUGACGACAGGCCGUUUGCAUGCACUGAAUGCUGGGAAAGGUUUUCUCAAAAGUACCUGCUCCUGAGGCACAUGAACAGGCAUACGGGGCUAAAACCUUUCAUAUGCACGGAGUGUGGGAAGGGUUUCAGUUUAAAGAGCAGCCUGCAGAGGCACCAGACCAUUCACACAGGGGAGAAACCAUUCACAUGCGCGAUAUGCAGCAAAAGUUUCUCCCAGAAGGGCACCCUCGACCGGCACCAAAAAAUUCACACAGGGGAGAAACCUUUCAGGUGUGCGGAGUGUGGGAAAUGCUUCUCUCAAAAGAGCACCCUUCAAGGACACCAAAAAACCCACUUGCGUUAAGUGUGCAGUGAGAGCACCCAUGAGAUAAAAGCUGCACGUGUCUCAUCGGAGAGUUGCCUUUAUAAGGCACUGGUAUAGGAAGCAUAGAGCUCAUCAAAUGUUCUCUUGCCGCCAUGUUUUUCUUUUUACCCCCCACGUGAGCAAAUGUUGUUUUCUUAAUCUAUUGGAUACAGGACAUUAAAGCUCUUCUCCUGAUGUCUGCCUCUAGAUGGGACUUUCUAUCUAUGAGCAACUUCUUCUGUAGGUUUUGUUCUUAAAACUGAUAGGUGUAUUUCUAAACUCCACCCACUUGUCAUACUAAUGUAUUUUAUUUCUUUACGAAUACCUAGCCCCACCCCCAUUGUAUGUAUAUGGGUAAGGUGCCUUUAAUGCUAGCCAUGCAAAUGAUGAAUUCAUGAAGGCUUUAAAUCUAUUAUGUUUAAAGGGAAAGAGAUCACACUGUGCCAAGGUGGUAGGGAACCGUUAAUGAAAGUCAGUCGGUACUAAAGAAUAAGAUUUUUUGUUUUGGCCAAUCAAGAACUGCCAGCUGCCAUGGGUCGGAGGGUGCUGAUCCACCUUGUGUGAGUCAAUCGUGCCCGGGGGUUCAGUUUUGGGAUUUGGUGACAUAUUGCUUAUAUAUAUAUUAAUAGUUGGGUAGAGGCAUAAGGUCCUUGUGUGUUGGUAAUUCCCUGAUACUUACAGGGCAGUGGUGUUGCAUUGUCAUAGAGCUGCGGUAUGGACACAACGUUAGCCCACCACAAGAGAACAUCUAUGUCAUGAGGAACAUUAGUUAGCUGAAGCCUUAAGUUACCCUUUAAUUAAAUCCUGCAUCAGUGGUUGCCAGACUUUUGGGUUCCACCCCAGGGAAGAAGUGGCUUGGGGCACAGCGUGAAGUCCAAUAAGGGUGAAAUUUAAGGAGACCUCUUAUUUACUCUACAAUGGAAGACCAGCCUGGGGGUCACUUGGAAUUGUGGCUGAAAGUCGGUUAAAGCAACGUUUCUGUAACCUUGAUGCAAGCUAUGGGAGGCCUGGCCAAACUUUGCCCUCAAAAGGGGAUUUCAUGUGAUGCCUGGAAGCUGAGCUUUAGCUGCCAUACCACCAGGCCCCUGUCACCUUGGAAUAUCUGGGUACUGGAAGGUCAGAUUUAGGUGGGAUUAUGUGGACGAUUGAUCAGUUGGGCCAUCCAUGUAGUACUGAUGGGACACCUGUGGCACUUGCCAAUGUUUCCCCCCAUCUGCCCAAACUCCAAGAUAGAUAUACGUAGAUAUGGAAGAAAUGUUUCUCUAAAGGGAUACUGUCAUGGGAAAAUAUGUUUUUUUUUUCCAAAACACGUCAGUUAAUAGUGCUGCUCCAGCAGA
Molecule: messenger RNA, 3461 nt
Organism: Xenopus laevis (African clawed frog)
Lineage: Eukaryota; Metazoa; Chordata; Amphibia; Anura; Pipidae
Product: gastrula zinc finger protein XlCGF26.1-like
Exons: 4
Coding region: 235-2124 (629 amino acids)
Source: RefSeq, a predicted model, not a curated record